Molecule: messenger RNA, 1247 nt
Organism: Chlorella variabilis
Lineage: Eukaryota; Viridiplantae; Chlorophyta; Trebouxiophyceae; Chlorellales; Chlorellaceae
Product: expressed protein
Exons: 8
Source: RefSeq, a predicted model, not a curated record
CAGCGCUUCAGCGCGCCCUGCAGGCCGUCCCACGGCUCUCACAUGCACACCCAGGGCCCUUAACAGCUUGGCUAGUGUCGGAGCCAACCAACGAGAUGGCAGGAGGCAGCCACACCAUCUCGGCAUGUUGUACAGGCCUGUCCGUGAGUUGGGCGGCCAGCGGUGCAGCGAGACGGCCGCGCUCUGCCGGCCGAAACGUUUGCAGCACUUGCCCCCUGGCUUCUUCUGCUGACGUCCGCCAGGGCCUCACAGCUGCGGCCCCUGGUGCGAGUCGCCGCUUGCCAGCCGCUGCGACGCACCGCCGCCCGCUGUCUCGGCCAGGCGCCUUCUGCCCCGACUUUCGGGCCAGCCCCACAUACGCGCCAGACCCCGAGGAAGCGGUUUCUUACAAGUACCGAGGCCUGCCGCCUCCUGCGCUGCACCAGGCCUUCUGUGCUGAGCACCCUGGGCUGCUGGAGGCUGUGGCGGGCGCCGCACAGGGCAUGGCGCCCGCCACCGCGGCCCAGCUGCUGCGCAUGCUCCAGGCAGAGCUGCCGCCUGCCCUGAAUGAUGUGGCGCCAGGCGGCGACUGCGUGCUUGUGGCCAUCACCCCUGGGCUGCUGCCCCUGCUGGAGCGCGCCGGCGACUGCUGCGAAGCGUCCCUGCGGGGUGGCGAGCUGGCGCUGGCUGCCGCCGCCGCCCGCGCCGCCCUCUCCCUCCUCUCCUGCCUGCGCUUUGGCUGCGGCGAGUCGGCGGCGCCAUACGCGGCCGUGGCGGUGCGCUGCAAGCAGGCGCUCAAGGCUGCCUAUGAUGCCGGCGCAAUCAUUGCCCAGGAGGACGUUGUGGAGUUGGAGGCAGCGUGUGCCCGCGCCAGCAGCUGGCUGUGGCUCACUCCCUACGCCGGACAGCGCUAUGCCAGCGCAGUGGGUGUGUUUGUGUCCUCUGGCUGGGCCAGCGCCGAGCUGGCUGUGCGGUAUGCCGAGGCUUACUCGCGGCUGCUGACCUGCGGCCGGUACCAAGCAGUGGAGCACAAGUAUGUACGUGUGGUGCGCGCCGCAAUGGGACACCGCCUGAGCCUGGAGCAAACGGAGCGGCUGCUGUCGGCUGCCCAGAGGCUGCCAGUUGAGAUGUCCAUUGCCCUCGCGCUGCAAGCCCGCUCCCAGCCGGCAGCAGACUGGCACAGCCAGCUGCUGCGCAUGCACCAGGAGAGGGAGCAGGAGCGGCUGCAACGCCGCCGCCUGCAGCACACGCUAGCCAAUCGCUCCGCA